Capronia epimyces CBS 606.96 is the source of this 3294-nucleotide messenger RNA. RefSeq lists its product as uncharacterized. The record is from RefSeq and is a predicted model, not a curated record. Lineage: Eukaryota; Fungi; Ascomycota; Eurotiomycetes; Chaetothyriales; Herpotrichiellaceae. Gene Ontology annotation, molecular function: nuclear import signal receptor activity; small GTPase binding. The transcript has 5 exons. Bases 1 to 3294 code for a protein of 1097 amino acids. Gene Ontology annotation, biological process: protein import into nucleus. Gene Ontology annotation, cellular component: nucleus; cytoplasm.
AUGUCUCUCCUCCCUGCCGAAGUGCAGGGAGCCUUGAGCCAACUCCUCCAAGCCCUUGCUUCUCCGGACAACAGCCUCCGCGCCCAAGCCGAGGAGCAAUUGAACAAUGACUGGACUCCGAAUCGCCCAGAUGUGCUGUUGAUGGGACUGGUGGAGCAGCUACAAGCGGCCCAAGACCCAUCGACACGAUCUUUCGCAGCCGUGUUAUUCCGCAAACAAGCCUCGAAAUCACACAAAAGCCCUACCACUGGCGAGUCUAAAGAGCUUUUCCUGACGCUCAGUAGCGAGGCCAAACUCGCUAUUCGGUCGAAGUUGUUGGAAUGUUUUGCCAGAGAACAGGUCAAUCAUGUCAGGAAUAAGAUUGGAGAUGCAAUCGCGGAGAUCGCUAGACAAUAUGUCGAUGCCGGCGAGAUGUGGAUGGAACUGCUCGCAGCGCUGUUCCAGGCAAGCCAGUCCAAUGAUGCCGGGCUGAGAGAAUGCGCCUUCCGAAUCUUCUCCACCACGCCGGGCAUUAUCGAAAGGCAGCAUGAAAGUGCAGUGCAGGAAGUGUUCGGAAAAGGCUUCAAAGACAGCAGCGUUGAAGUCCGACUGGCUGCCAUUGAGGCAUUCGCGUCUUUCUUCCAUUCUGUUACCAAAAAGACACAACCCAAGUACUAUUCGUUGAUCCCCGAGAUCCUGAACAUCCUUCCGCCCUUAAAGGAAGCAGGCGACACCGAUAACCUAUCCAAGGCCUUUGUCUCGCUCAUUGAGCUGGCCGAGGCGGCCCCGAAGAUGUUCAAAGGUCUCUUCUCAACCCUCGUCAAAUUCAGCAUCUCUGUCAUUCAGGACAAAGAAUUGGGUGAUCAGACACGGCAAAAUGCUCUCGAACUGAUGGCCACCUUUGCCGAAUGGGCGCCUGCCAUGUGCAAGAAGGACCCGUCCUAUGUCACCGACAUGGUCACCCAGUGUCUUAGUCUGAUGACCGACAUCGGGGUCGAUGACGACGACGCCGCCGAGUGGAACGCCAAUGAGGACCUCGACAUGGAAGAGAGCGACAUGAACCACGUCGCGGGCGAGCAAUGUAUGGAUCGGUUGGCCAACAAACUGGGAGGGCAGGUCAUGCUUCCGGCCACCUUUACCUGGUUACCAAGAAUGAUGCAUUCGGCUUCGUGGAAAGACCGGCAUGCUGCUCUCAUGGCCAUCUCAGCAAUAUCCGAAGGAUGUCGAGAUCUGAUGAUCGGCGAGCUCGACAAGGUGCUGGAACUGGUUGUCCCGUCCCUGAGAGACCCGCAUCCUCGAGUCAGAUUCGCUGGCUGCAAUGCUCUUGGACAAAUGAGUACCGACUUUGCGGGACCAAUGCAAGAAAAAUACCAUCAAGUCGUCCUAACCAACAUCAUACCUGUGCUCGAGGCUCCAGAACCCCGCGUCCAGGCCCACGCCGCGGCUGCCCUGGUGAACUUUUGCGAAGAGGCAGAGAAAUCGAUAUUGGAACCAUACCUCGACCAGCUCCUUUCUCAUCUACUACAGCUUUUGCAAUCACCAAAACGGUACGUCCAAGAGCAAGCUUUGUCGACGAUUGCAACCAUUGCCGACUCUGCCGAAAGUGCCUUCGUUCGCUACUACGACACCUUAAUGCCCCUCCUUUUCGGAGUUCUCCAGUCUGAACAAUCGAAAGAGUACAGACUGCUCCGAGCCAAAGCCAUGGAGUGCGCAACCCUCAUUGCUCUGGCGGUGGGCAAAGAAAAGAUGGGCCAGGACGGGAUCACGCUCGUCCAAACUUUGGGCAACAUACAACAGAAUAUCACCGACGAGGAUGAUCCGCAGGCGCAAUAUCUUCUGCAUUGUUGGGGCCGGAUGUGUCGAGUUCUCGGGAGUGACUUUGUUCCGUACCUGCCGGGAGUCAUGCCACCUUUACUCGAGCUCGCCUCUGCCAAAGCUGAUAUUCAGCUGAUCGAUAGUGAGGACGACGCACUCGAUCAGGAAGAUGGUUGGGAACUGGUCCCCUUGAAAGGAAAAGUCAUUGGCAUCAAGACAUCGACACUGGAGGACAAAAACACGGCAAUUGAGCUGAUUACCAUCUAUGCGCAGAUCUUGGAGGCGGAUUUCGCGCCCUACGUGGCGGAUAUUACAGAGCGCAUUGCCUUACCUGGCCUCGCUUUCUUUUUCCAUGACCCUGUCCGGGUGGCGUCGGCGAAAUUGAUCCCUCAACUACUGAACUCGUACAAGAAACAAUACGGGGAGCAGUCACCUCAACUUAUGGAGCUGUGGGCCACGUGUUGUGAAAAGGAGAUUGAGAUCCUCAGUGCAGAACCCGCAGUCGACACUUUGGCCGAAAUGUACCAAUGCUUUUACGAAAGUGUGGAAGUGGUGGGUAAGAACUGUUUGACACAAGAACACACGGAGCAGUUCGUCCAAUCGGUCAAGUCAACCCUGGAAGAAUUCCAGAAACGCGUGCAAGAGCGGGCCGAGGAAAGGGCGGAAUCCGCACAACAAGCGGCCGAUGAAGACGAUGACUCGUUGUCGGUCCAGUACGCGAUCGAGGACGACCAGUCACUGUUGUCGGACAUGAACAAGGCUUUCCACACCAUCUUCAAGAACAUGGGCGUCAAUUUCUUGGGUCAAUGGCAGAGACUGAUGCCAUUCUACGACGCCUUCAUGAACAACAGCGACCCGAUGCAGCGGCAAUGGGCGAUCUGCAUCAUGGACGAUGUGUUGGAGUUUUGUGGGCCUCAAUCCUGGCAAUACAACGACCACAUCAUCCAACCACUCAUCAACGGGAUGAGGGACGAGAACGCGGCGAAUCGACAAGCUGCUGCGUAUGGAGUGGGCAUCGCUGCCCAGAAGGGGGGCGAGCAAUGGUCGGAUUUCGUGGCGGCCAGUCUCGAAAUACUCUUCCAGAUCACCCGAGUCCCGAACGCCAGAGGGGACGACGAGGUCUUUGCCACCGAAAACGCGUGCGCCGCCAUCGCCAAGGUUUUGCACUACAAUUCCUCCAAGGUGCCGAAUCCGCAGCAGGUCGUGGAGCAAUGGCUCGAUACGCUACCGGUCGUCAAUGACGAGGAAGCCGCACCCUAUGCCUACUCUUUUGUCGCGCAGCUGAUUGACCAGCAAAACCCGGCCGUGUUUGCCAAAGCGCAACAAGUGUUUCACCAUAUCGCGUCGGCGCUCGAGGCCGAGACGAUCCAAGGCCAGACGGCCAAAAAAGUCGCCGAGAGUGCCAAACAGAUGGUAGCCCAAACGGGCAUCAACGCCGACCAGGUCUUGCAGACUCUCUCGCCUGACGGGCAGACGACGGUGAGGAGCUAUUUCUCGUGA